Messenger RNA from Thrips palmi, 3461 nucleotides. Its product is annotated as adenylate cyclase type 3-like. Gene Ontology annotation, biological process: adenylate cyclase-activating G protein-coupled receptor signaling pathway; intracellular signal transduction; cAMP biosynthetic process. Lineage: Eukaryota; Metazoa; Arthropoda; Insecta; Thysanoptera; Thripidae. The transcript is spliced from 19 exons. Gene Ontology annotation, cellular component: plasma membrane. The record is from RefSeq and is a predicted model, not a curated record. Gene Ontology annotation, molecular function: adenylate cyclase activity. The coding region runs from base 6 to 3461 and encodes 1151 amino acids.
CCGCCAUGGCGGCGGACGACGCCGUGAGCGUGAGCGGCCCCGCCGACAAGGGCCGCCCGUUCUCCGACCCGUCGCUGGAGCGGCUCUACCAGAGCUACUCCGUCAAGCAGAAGCGCGCGGGCGUGCAGUGCUUCCUGGCGGCCGCCGUGCUGUACGACGUGUUCGUGCUGGUGCUGCCGGGCCAGAGCGACCCGCUGACCCGCGGGCUGACGGCGGCCUUCCUGGGACUCAACCUGGCGCUGCUGGCAUGGACGCUGCGGCCGUCGCGCCUGGAGGCCAUGUGGGCCGCCGUGCCGUACGUGGCGUGGUUCCUAGCCAUCACGCAGCUGCUGGCGCACCUCUUCCUGCGCAAGCACGAGGGCACGGGGCGCGACGCGCUGGGCUGGGCGCUGCUCCUGGACUACCUGCUGUACGUGACGCUGCCGCUGCGGCUGCGCUACUGCGUGCUGCUCUCCAUCGCCACCUGCGGGCUGUACGUCGUCACCGUGUACGGGCUCGCCUACAAGAACGACGGCACGCUGGUCGCUCAGCUGGUGGCGAACGCCGUGCUGCUGGCCGCCUCCAACGUGCUGGGCCUCACCUCCUACUCCAUCAUGGACAAGCAGCAGCGGCGCGCCUUCGAGGACACUCGCAAGUCCCUCAAGACCAAGCUGGUCAUCGAGGAACAGUCCGCCGAGCAGGAGCGACUGCUGCUCUCGGUGCUUCCCGAGCACGUCGCCGUCCAGAUGCGAGAGGACCUGGGCUCGGGGCUGGACACGCAGUUCAAGAAGAUCUACAUGAGCAGGCACGAGAACGUCAGCAUCCUGUACGCUGACAUCGUGGGCUUCACGGCCAUCUCGUCGACGUACAACGCGCUGGACCUCGUCAAGAUCCUCAACGAGCUCUUCGCCAGGUUCGACCGUCUCUCUGAGAAAUACCAGCAGCUUCGCAUCAAGAUCCUGGGGGACUGCUACUACUGCAUCAGCGGCGCGCCGAUCGAGCGGCCGGACCACGCCAUCCUGUGCGUGCACAUGGGGCUGUCCAUGGUGGAGGCCAUCAAGUACGUGCAGCAGACCACCAACUCCCCCGUGGACAUGCGAGUGGGCAUCCACACGGGCGCCGUGCUGGCGGGGGUGCUGGGCCAGCGGCAGUGGCAGUUCGACGUGUACUCCAAGGACGUCGAGCUGGCCAACAAGAUGGAGAGCAGCGGCAUGGCGGGGAAAGUCCACGUCUCCAACAAGACGCUCGGCUUCCUGGACGGCGCGUUCGAGACGGAGCGGGCGUACGGCGAGAAGCGGGAAGAGAUGCUGCGAGCCGCCAACAUCACCACCUACUUCAUCACCAAGAUCCUCAAGCCGUACGCGGGCGAGAACAACGAGCCGCAGAACGGCGGCGUCACCGAGGACCCCACGCACGACGCGGCCAAGGGGGACGACCACUUCAACGACGAGACGCGGGUCCUGGCGGAGACUGGCAGGGACAAGGAGGACUCGGAGGACUUCAAGAAGCGCCUGCGCAAGGAACUCAUGAGCAGAGACGGCCAGAAGGACCUCUCGAACGCCACCAAGCUGCUGACGCUGGCCUUCGUGGACAGCAAGAAGGAGCAGGAGUACCAGUACCACAAGGAGACCAACAGCUCCAUGUCCAUCGUCGGCUGCCCCAUCGCGCUGGUGCUCACGACCCUGGCCCAGAUGAUAGUGCUGCCGAGGGACACGAUGAACAUCAUGUCGUUCAUCCUGGGCAUCAUCUUACUGGUCCUGUUCACAAUAUGCAUCGUGGGCGAGGCCUUGCCGAAGGCCUUCCCCUCCGCCCUGGUGCGCUGCUCCGAGUCCAUGAACAGCACGCUGUGGGUGCGCCGCUUCCUCGCCAUCGUGGUGGUGCUGGUGCUGGGCGCGGCCAACGUGGUGGACAUGGUGUCGUGCUCGGUGCCCGCGCAGGCCAACUGCACCGACUACGAGGGCGUGGCGAUCCCCGCCAACGGCAGCGUGGCCCUGCCGUCGACGGCCGCCCCCAACGCCCCGGCCGCCACCGUCUACACGGUGGCCUGCACCGGCUCGACGCCGGGACAGACUUGCCUGUUCCCCUCCUACUUCUCGUACUUCUGCGUGCUGGUGCUGGUGGCGUCGUCGCUGCCCGCGCAGCUGUCGCACCUCGUCAAGGUGCUGCUGCUGUCCCUGGUCGCGCUGGCACACUGCGCCAUGAACGUGCUGGUGGUCGGCACCGCCCUGGACCAGGAGGAGCGCGGCAGCUACGCCAGCUCCCUGGUCCCCAGCAAGUUCACCCUCUCCGGCGUGCUGGUCGUCGUCACCAUCGCCCUGGGCUUCCUGUGCCGCCACAUGGAGAAGGCGCUGCGCGUGCUGUUCCUGUGGCGCACGGAGGUGGAGGAGCAGCGCGAGUUCGCGGCGGACAUGCGGCAGCGCAACGAGGCGCUGGUCUACAACAUCCUGCCGCAGCACGUCGCCGCGCACUUCCUGCGCCAGCGCACCCGCCAGCACGAGGAGCUGUACGCCGACAGCUUCGCCGAGGUCGGCGUGCUCUUCGCCUCCAUGCCCAACUUCUCCGAGUUCUACUCAGAGGAGAGCGUCAACAACCAGGGCCUGGAGUGCCUGCGGUUCCUCAACGAGGUCAUCUCGGACUUUGACGCGCUUCUGGAGUGGCCGCAGUUCCAGGACAUCAUCAAAAUCAAAACCAUCGGCUCGACCUACAUGGCCGCCAGCGGCAUCAACCCCACGAAAAAAGUGAAGGACGACGACCCCGUGACGGUGCGCUGGGCGCACCUCGCGCUCCUCGUGGAGUUCGCCUUCGAGCUGAAGAAGGCCCUGCAGAGCGUCAACGAGCAGAGCUUCAACCACUUCGUGCUCAAGAUGGGCAUCAACCACGGGCCCAUCACGGCGGGCGUCAUCGGCGCCAGGAAGCCGCACUACGACAUCUGGGGCAACACCGUGAACGUGGCCUCGCGCAUGGAGAGCACGGGCAGGGCGGGCUGCAUCCAGGUGACGGAGGAGACGUGCAACAUUCUGCGCAACUUCGGCUACAACUUCGAGCAGCGCGGCAUGGUGUCCGUCAAGGGCAAGGGCCAGCUCAUGACGUACUACUUGACCGGCAAGGGCGGCGGCGGCGGCAGCAUCCGGCCCGACGGCGACGGCGCGUCCUCAGGGCCCGGCAGCAUGGCGCUCACCCCGCAGGCACACGCGCCCCCGCUGGCGUCGCCCGGGGCACUGUCGGGCCACUCCGGCACCGCCAUGCUGCCGGGCCCCGACACCCUGGGGGGCGGCCUCGGCGGCGGCCUCAGUGGCGGCCUGGGGGUGCAGGCGCCCAGCCCCACGCCCAACAACGUGGCCGACGACGAGGACGACGGCGACCCCGCCGAGAGUGCCAAGCUGCUGGAGGGCGUGAGGAUCACCAUGCCCGAAGAGUCCUCCCCGGCCAAAGUGGACACACGGACACCCAGUGAGACGCACAGACUUCUCGACCAGGCGUAG